UCCCCUCCUGCAAUGAGCGGAUCCGGCGGCCACAGAGGACGUGGCUCUUGCGGCGCCGCUGCUGGCCCGCCUCUUCCUGUUCCGCUGCGGGCCGGGGCCUGCCCGCCGGCCCGACUCGGUCCUCAACCCGCGGAGGAUGAGGAGACCCGGCGGAGGCGGUGGCUGAGGAAAGCCUGGCCGGAGAGCCGGCCAUGGAGGAGAAAUUCGGCGGGAACGGCGAGGCCCUGGCCGGAGGCGGGCGGCUGGGGCCGGUGGACGUGCCCAGCGCCAGGAUGACAAAAUAUAUUGUGUUACUGUGCUUAACAAAGAUUUUGAAGGCUUUAGGAUUGUUUGAAUCCUAUGAUCUCCUGAAAGUAGUCCACCUUGUACAGUUUAUCUUCAUAGUAAAGCUUGGGUCUGCAUUUUUUAUGAUUUUGUUUCAAAGACCAUUUUCAUCUGGAAAACCUGUAAGCAAACAUCAGUGGAUCAAAAUAAUUAAACAUGCUGUUGUUGGCUGCAUAAUUUCACUCUUGUGGUUUUUUGGUCUUACCCUCUGUGGACCUCUAAGAACGGUUUUGCUUUUUGAGCACAGUGAUAUUGUUGUAAUUUCACUGCUUAGUGUACUGUUCACAAGUUCAGGAGGAGGACCAGCAAAGACAAGAGGUGUGGCCUUUUUCAUUAUUGCUGUGAUCUGUUUGUUGCUUUUUGAUAAUGAUGACCUCAUGGCUAAAAUAGCAGAACAUCCUGAAGGACACCAUGACAGUGCUCUAACCCACAUACUUUAUACAAUCAUCGCUUUCUUAGGAGUUGCAGAUCACAAGGGUGGAGUAAUUUUGCUUGUAUUUGCAUUGUGUUGUAAAGUUGGUUUUCACACCGCUUCCCGAAAGCUCUCUGUGGACAUUGGUGGGGCCAAACGUCUGCAGGCCUUGUCUCAUCUUGUUUCCGUUCUCCUUUUGUGUCCCUGGAUGGUUGUCUUGUCUCUGACCACAGAGAGUAAAGUAGAAUCCUGGUCUUCUCUCAUCAUGCCCUUCAUAACAGUUAUCUUUUUUGUUGUGGUUUUGGACUUCUACGUAGAAUCUGUAUGUUCCAUUAAGAUGGAGGUCUCCAAGUGUGCCCGCUAUGGAUCCUUUCUCAUUUUCAUUAGUGCUCUGCUAUUUGGCAAUUUUUGGACACAUCCAAUAACAGACCAGCUUCGAGCAAUGAACAAACCAGCACACCAGGAAUCCACAGAGCAUGUUAUUUCUGGAGGCGUGGUAGUCAGUGCCAUUUUCUUUAUUUUAUCUGCCAAUAUCCUCUCCUCCCCAACACGGAGAGGACAGAAGGGCACUCUUAUUGGUUAUUCUCCUGAGGGAAUACCACUGUACAAUUUUAUGGGUGAUGCUUUGCAACAUAGCUCUCAGUCCUUACCUCGGUUUAUUAAAGAAUCACUGAAACAAAUCCUUGAGGAGGCUGACUCAAGGCAGAUCUUCUACUUUCUGUGCCUGAAUAUGGCUUUCACUUUUGUAGAACUCUUUUAUGGUGUGUGGACCAACAGUCUUGGUUUAAUCUCAGAUGGAUUCCACAUGCUUUUUGACUGUUCAGCUUUAGUUAUGGGUCUGUUUGCAGCACUGAUGACUAGAUGGAAAGCUACUCGCAUAUUUUCCUAUGGGUAUGGCCGUGUAGAAAUCCUCUCCGGGUUCAUUAAUGGCCUUUUCCUCAUGGUAAUAGCUUUCUUUGUCUUCAUUGAGUCUGUGGCCAGACUGGUUGAUCCUCCAGAUAUUGAUACAAAUAUGUUGACUCCUGUCUCUAUUGGAGGAUUGAUAGUAAACCUUGUUGGUAUCUGUGCCUUUAGCCAUGCCCACUCCCAUGGGUCUUCUCGAGGAGGAUGCCAUGCACAUGAUCACAGCCAUUCGCACCAUGGACAUGGACACAGCCACGGGCAUGGCCACUCCCACAGUGACUAUGGGCACAGUCAUAAUCAUGGGCACUCGCAUGGAGCAUUAGGAGGUGGCAUGAAUACGAAUAUGAGAGGGGUAUUUCUACAUGUCUUGGCAGACACCCUUGGUAGUGUCGGUGUGAUCAUAUCAACAAUACUGAUUCAGCAGUUUGGAUGGCUGAUAGCUGAUCCCCUCUGCUCUCUCUUUAUUGCUAUAUUGAUUUUUCUCAGCGUUAUCCCACUGAUAAAAGAUGCCUGUCAGGUACUCUUGUUGAGGCUGCCACUAGAGCAUGAGAAAGAUGUGCACAUGGCUUUAGAAAAGAUCCAUAAAAUUGAUGGGGUCAUCUCCUACAGAGAUCCCCAUUUUUGGUGUCACUCUGCUAAUGUUGUGGCAGGCACUAUACAUGUACAAGUGAUGUCAGAUGUGAUGGAACAGAGAAUUAUACAGCAGGUUUCAGCAGUACUUAAAGAUGCUGGAGUUAACAAUUUGACUGUUCAAGUGGAAAAAGAAGCUUAUUUUCAGCAUAUGUCUGGUCUCAGUACAGGAUUUCAAGAUGUCCUUGCUAUGACAAAACAAAUGGAAUCUAUGAAAUACUACAAAGAUGGCACUUACGUUAUGUGAUUUUGAAAUUGCAUCUCGAGGGGGUCAAUAUUUAUAUUUUGUCAGGGGGAUUUGCACAUAACUGUACAGAGACAAAUGUACUAUAUAUUUGGAUUUUUGGAAAACAUUACAUACGUUUAAAACCAGAUCAAGAGGUUUAAAAAGAGCUGGGACUAGUAGAACAUAGGUUGUAUAUGUGGAAAUAAUGGCAAUGUAAGAUACUGUAUUUGGUGUCUAUUAAACAGUUUUGCUACAUGAGUGUUGAUGAGCACAAAUGUAUUGCAAACUCCCCCAAAGAGGAAUAUCAGGCAUUUCUCUUCCUUCUCUAACCUAAAGAAAAUCAGUUUAGGUUGCAACAGAAACCAAUACACUCCAAAAACUAUUUUUUAAAAAUUACUUUGAAGUCUUGCUGGUAUGUGUGUGUGUAUACACAUUAAACAGUGCAAAUAUGUUUUUUGAAGUACAUGAAAUACAAAUGAAUACAGUAUGUACAAUUUUAUAUGUUUUCAGUUUCUGUAUAUAAUCCUAUUUUCUAAGUUUUGUAAAAUAAUGAGGGGAAAUAGAUUCUAUCAUUUAAAAAUAGUUGAACUUAUUUUUAAAGAAAAAAACUGGUAGCCAUGUUACCAAGAAGUCAGGGAAAAACCAAACUACAUAUUUAGUUCUUGCACUCCCAUGUUCCUGUUAGUAGGAAAACUGAAAAACCCAUUGAACCACUAUGUAAAAUAAACAUUUACAAUUUUUUAUACA
Hemicordylus capensis (graceful crag lizard) is the source of this 3242-nucleotide messenger RNA. It is a transcript of the gene SLC30A5, whose product is annotated as solute carrier family 30 member 5. Gene Ontology annotation, cellular component: membrane; Golgi apparatus. Bases 192 to 2516 code for a protein of 774 amino acids. Gene Ontology annotation, molecular function: zinc ion transmembrane transporter activity. The transcript is spliced from 16 exons. The record is from RefSeq and is a predicted model, not a curated record. Gene Ontology annotation, biological process: transmembrane transport; intracellular zinc ion homeostasis; zinc ion transport. NCBI's taxonomy places the organism in Eukaryota, Metazoa, Chordata, Lepidosauria, Squamata, Cordylidae.